AUGCAAAAGCUGAAGAAUUACUUUCAUGGGCAUGAAAAAGGUAUAAAGAUGCUGUGAGAGAAAAAGUUAUUUUGGUUUUGAUUUUAGUUUGGGCGCUCAUUAACGCAAACGCUAACCAUGUGGAGAUCAGAAUGGUGGAAAACGUGAGAGAAAACGCUGGCGCCUAUGAUAAAAUGAAUGCAACUUGGCCCAUGUAUCCUGGAAUAACAAAUCGGAAGGAUAAACGCGCCUCAAGCAAACGUCUCCCCUGCCAGACUCCAUGUGAGUUGAACAAGUUUCACAGUCAACUUUGCUCUAGACAAUAGAAACUUAACUAUAACUUGAGCAUUCAUCCUGAAUUAAUUUUAAAAAUUUUCAAAGCCUGCGUAGUUGACUUCGAAUUUUUGGCUAUCUAUUCUCGAUAUUAGUUUUUAUUUAUUCCAACUGUUUUACCUUUAAAAAAGAACUUUCAGCGUCGCCGUCGUUUUGGCGGAAAACCCAUUAUGUCAUCAACGGUUCCCGCGUUAGGUAUUUUUUUGAAUUUUAUUCAUCCGUUUUUUUCAAACCCUUUUUCUUUUUCAUUUUUUUCAGAAAGAGGAAGAAUCGAAAAAAACGAGCAGGAGCUGCCAGUCUGAUUUUAUCGCCAUUUUUUAAAAUUAUUUUUAAUAAAGUUUAAUAAUUGAUUUGUGGGUCUUUUUUCUUUUUUGAUGGUUCAAGUCCCAUCUUCAUUUUUUAAAUUUCGCCUGGGACUGAUUGAACGUGGGCAUCUGCUUUGUUACAAAUUGUGCUAUUUCUUUAAUCUCUUAGAAUGCUGUCCUUCUGAAGUUCGUCUUGUCGAUUCUUUGUAGUUGAAAGAACAAAGGUGAAUCGGGAGGUCGAUGCAAGUAGGCACCGGGUCGCAACUUAUUAGCUAUUUUCAUGGAGCCGGAAAGCAUACGCUCGUCAGGAAAUCUACCCGGUAGCAUCGCGAUACCGCUCCGGUACUAUCCAGGUAGCAUAGAGAUAGAACCUGGUACAAACGAUCACCCAUUAGCAUACGUAUGCGCCUGUUCAAGGUGGCCGGUCGUAUUACGGUAGUUUGGAUAGGUUUUUCAAUGAUAAAAUGAAAUCUUGUGUACUUUUUGUGACGUCCCCCUUGUAACCUUGAUAAAUAGGUCCUUAACAAAUUGCAGAAAAAAGAAAAUUUAAAAAAUCUUCCUGGCUCCGAAACGGACUGCGCAAUAUUGACCGGCCGCCGUAGCUCUAUCUCAAACAUGCGUGAUACGCCGAUAGACUUUGAGUUGCUACUUUGUACUACUAUUGUCCUCCUAAUUGACUAGUGAAUUUUUGUUUGCUUUUGUUCCUUGUUGAGGCUCUUCAAAUCGUGUUUUAUUGCAGUAACGUCCUUUUCAUGGUAGAAAUCACGGACCUGUUGAAAAUUCGUCUCGAAAGCCAAAGGCCAGCCACAGCAUUCUAAAGCGGGGUUCCCGCCCCUUUUCUGAAAAGCAUGCGGACGUUGCAUGAGUGGGCGUGGCUAACAAUCGUCUUUUUCGCGUCGUAAUUAAGAGUCCGGAUUUUUUGAUUAUUUGAAGGCUAGCAUUUUUUUUUCCUGAUAUUUAUAGUUUCCAAGUGUUGCUAGCCAUUUCCUAUAACUCUCUUAAAAUGUCGCAGUUUAUUUUCUUGUGGUUUGAUUGGUUCAAAGGACUACAUAAUUGUUCUGUUCACGAAAAUCGAAAUUUUUAAUUCAGGUUUGAUUUCGUAUUCUUUUUUUUCCUGUUUAAGUAAUUGAAAACUGAUAAUGUGAUCGAUUCCUGGAGUUGAAAUUUCGAUUUUAGGUUUUGUCUCUUAGGUACAGACCAAUUACACCUUUUUUUGAAUUUUUCGUCAAGUCGAAAUUUUUCUCUUUUGCGCGGACACUGACAGCUUUUUUUUUCUUGUUUAUUAGUUGGAAACUGAUAUUUUGAUCGAUUCUUGGAGUUGGAAUUUCGAUUUUUCGGUUUUUGUCUCUUGGAUACAGUAUUUUCUUUUAUAAACAACGUUUCGACACAUUAACGAGCUAUGGACACUUUAAAAACUUUCUAAUACGUUUAAAAACAUUAAUUCAAAAUUUACGUGCAUAGAAACAAAAAAAGAUUUUAAAAAACAAUCGAAAAAAGUUAAUAGCAUGUAAAUUAAAGAAAAAAAAAGCAACUUGAUUUUGAUUGACAACGCUCCAAGUUACGCGCUCCAUUGAGAAUAGUGUGCGCCUCUUUUUGGGUGAACCCCGUUUUAGAACGCUGUGCCAGGACAUUGUGUCGUUUGGUUGGGAUCGGGUGCUUCAGAAGAACUCCAUCGAAUUUCAUUAAAUUUAGAAAAACUAAAUGAGAAUUCCUUGCUGAGUUAUUCAAUAAAACAGAGAUCUCGCAUUAGCCAAAAUAAUUCCGGAAGAAUGAAACCUUCACUUUUAUUGAAAUCAUUCCAUCAAAAUUUAUAGAACAAAUUACAUAGAACCGACAAGAAGAAUUCAGAUUGACAACAUUCCGAAGCGAUUAAAAAAGUAUAAGUAAAUGACAACGAAAUUCAAAGUGUGAAGACGGGACUGGAAGCAUCAUAAAAAAAAUAACAAAUGAUCACUUAUUCAACUUUAUUUAUUUUAAUUCUAAGAAUCAUGGUGAAAUAAGGAAGGCAGAAGUUCUUCUUUUUUUUCCUGAAAAUCGUCUUGAAAAUGGUAGAGAAAAACGUUUUGAAAAGUACCUGGGAAAACUUCUCUUCAAAACGACCAAAGACCGAGUAUCGGGAAACUAUUACGUUCUGAAAACGAAAAUUUUAAUCAACUUUAGAAAAGGACAUUGUCUUGCGAGGCCAUCAAAACUAGGAAAUUAAAAAAUUUUAGAAGUUUGACAAAAAUUUGUGAGAAGUUUAUCAGUUUUCUCCAAAAAUAAAAAGAAAAAUGCUCAACUUCAACGGCUCGAAACUGAUUUUAAUUUUCUACUAUGAACCUUGAUCUCAUUUUACAAAUGAUUUUUUCAGCCUCCGGUUGGAAGUUUGAAGGAAUUAGGACUUUCGGAAGUUUUGAUUCUAAAAUAAGGCAAAUGAUAUAUAGUCAUUUCUGUUCCAUAGUCAGGAUAAAAAAAAAACAAAAAUGCACAAGUUAAGUAAAAAGGCGUUAUUUGAAGCUACAAGUGUCCAAACUAUAAAGUGAAGAAUAAUAAAAAUUGAGUCGAAUUUUGUCCAAAAUUCAGUCGGAGCUAUUUUUAUCUUCAUUUUUGAAGAGAUAAUUAUCUUGGAAAACUUCAAAGAAGAUUAUAUGAAGUUCACACAUAGCUAUUGCAGAUCCUCUAUUUUUUUAUGAACAGACUAGUAAUAACAAAGAGCACCAAGAUCCUCACCUAUUUCCAGGAGAUCGCGUCACUCGGGUCGACAAUUUUAUGAAGGGGCUAUCCUAGGAGCGUCGAAAACGUUAUUUUUUAGACGUUUCACUCUUUUUCUACUGUAAGUUCAAUUUAAAUUUAAUUAACCAACGAAGUUUUAGAUGUGAGGAGGCCGCACCCCGGGGCCAACGUAUGAAUCUACGAUUGCGUCAGAGUAUAGCUGAUUCACGGCUGACUUGAGCCUCGAGAAAAGGGUCCUGCCACGAAAAGAGACGAGACAGUGCCCUGGUUGGUGGAGAGUGCAGACAGGCCACGCCUUCUUGCGUCCCAAGCUAGCCGUGAAUCUUCUAUACAGUUAUAGACGCCAAAACUUAGAACAACGCCAUUUUUAAAAAUUUUGGAUUUCGCGAAAUCAAAUCUUGGAAAAAUUUUAUCAAAAAUCGCUCAGUUCAGAAGUUAAUCGUUUUUUUGAAGCGCUAUGACUUUUUUUCAAAUUACUUUCUACCAUUAAUUUUAUACAUUUUACAAUCUUUUUUAUCUAGCAUGGAGCCCUUAUAUUCAAUAUUAGCGAAACCUCUAUAGCUGAUUCACGGUUGGCUCGAAACAUCAAAAAAGGGUCCUGACACGAUUGAAAAAGAAAUAGUGCCCAGUUAUUAGAGAGCGCAGACCCGCCACGCCUUCUCAGCUUCUCAAGUUAGCCGUAAAUCGGCUAUAGCUGAUUUACGGCCAGCUUGGGACGCUAGGAGAGCGUGUCCUGUCUGCGCUCUCGACGAUCCAGGCGCUAUCUCGUGCAUUAUCGUGUCAGGACCCUUUUUUCGAUACAGUUCCCUGGUUGGUGGAGAGUACAGACAGGCCACGCCUUUUUGCGCCUCAAGCUAGCCGUGAAUCGUCUAUAUCUAUCAACGGCUGAGAAAUGCUAAUAUUUUUUUUCCAAAAGCAAUUAUGAAAGUUUUAUUUCAUUUUUUUGUUGGAAAAUUUUUACGAGCAAUGGGUUCAAGGAGAAAAUGUAUGUUGUUUGAGGUUUCCAAUUCGGGUUUCAACUCUUCUAAGCUUGAACUUUUUUCGCGUCCCUCUUUUGCGAAAUUCGGAUUGGAUACGAAGUAUGGAGAUCUGUGUAUUCUGCAGCGAAUUCAUGAGUCAAAAAAUCUGCAACAGAUUCCAUACUUUUUCCAGUUCCUGACUCGAAAUUCUUCUUUUUUAAAGCAAGCUGAUGCAGCUGUCAUGGGAAAUUAACAAAACUCAAAAAAAUGCAAAAAUAAAUGAAUCGUAAACAAUUUCGAUGGAUUCUUAAAAUUUUCUGGACAAUAAUGAGAAAAAAAAACAUCUUGUAUUUUUUGGUAGUACGAAGCGAAUGGCGACUUUUCCGAUUUUUUCCCUCAUAUUAAUCGGUUUAUCUAUUAAAAUUUUUUUUCCCUUUUCUUUGUUUUUGGUCAUGAAUCAGUUUGGCUUGUUUAUUUUUCCAUAGCACCGUAUUUUUGAAGUUUCUCGUGUUUAGACGCUCGCCGUGUAGCAAGAGGCCAUAUAGUCUGUUCAGAUUUUGAAUGUCAAGCAGCUAACUCCACCCCCAAGGCUACAAUAUCUUUCGCGUCAAUGUUUUAUUUACAUAUGCCAAUGGCCCUUUAAUAAGGCUGCUUUUUUGACUUCUUUUUCUAUCUUUUAGAUCGAAAAAAGAUCAAAAUUAGUCCCGCGCGAUGAAACAUCGACGUGAAAGGGUACCGUCUCAGCAGGGGCGGAGUUAGCUUCUUGACAUUCAAAAUCUGAACAGACUAUAAAACGAAAAAUCGUGUUCAUCGGCGCGCCAAAGUUGCUCCAAAACGGUGCUAAUUUUUGUUUUGGAGCGAUUUUUUUGCGCUUCGAAGCAAUUUCCGUUAUGUCCGAUGAACAUGCCAUAAGUGUCCAAUAUGCGUAGAAUUCUCGAUUAUGGUUAGGUUUUAGGUUUUGAAAAACCAAAUAUUGGCGGCUAAAAGUAGGAGAUUUUGUGUUUCUUUUCAAUAAAUUUCAUGUCAGCCUUUUCAAUUUGACCUAAAAUCGAAAUGUGUCAAGUGCGAAGUUGUAGGCGCCGCUAUUUCUAGACCAGGGGCGUGGCUUGCCUCACCGUAAUUUUGUGCAGUGGCGCGCACAUGCUUACUUUUUCCUCAGUCAUUUUUCUUUAUAUUUCUUCAUUUUUCAUUUUUCUUAUUCAUAUUUCUUUUUAAGUAUUCCCAUUUUGAUUUCAAUAUAACUCCUUCUAUUAUCUAAUUAAAUUUUUUUAAUUUUUUUGAAUACAUGGUUCUUCUGUCUUUAGUAUCGUAGACGAAUUUCUUGAGGCCGAAAAUCGUUUUUUUAGUUUAAAUGAGUGUACGCCAUUGCGAAUAAUUUCAUUUUCGGGGUUCUUCUACUUUCCCAUAAAGAUUUUUUCGAGCCAUAAAAAGUGAGCUCUUUAUUUCGAUGAAAAAUCUCCUAUUUUGAUAAGUUCAGGCCCUUUUUUCUAGUUUCUUUUGAACACUUUGCGAAUGUGUCCAAAGUCCACAGGAAGAGGACUCCAACUAUUUGAUGAAAUCUACAUCGUCGACGACUACUUCUUUGGUCGAAUUAAAAAGUUUUAUAGUUUAUUUGCUUUUUAUUAUCUCCGCGAAGCAUACACCGCUGUGGGAAGUGUAGCUACCGCAUGUAAAGGUUUAAAAGCCUAAAUUCAUUUUUCAGAAGGAAAGCAGAUAUGAUGAUUUUGCAGUUAACACGAUCUAUUUUUGAGAUUUGUGUCACGACGGCUUCAUUUUUCCUGGAUUUGAACGAAUAACUUCGGUCCUCUGGUCAUGCGCGUCAUUUACCUUCAUCUCCAUGCAAAAUCUUGACGCUGUUAAGCGAUUCUAUCUGAAUUAAAGAAAAUUCCCUAUUAAAUAUUAUGUUCAAGAUACACAAAAGAUAACUGGCUAUUCGGGUGUGAUAUAAAACCUAGUUCGGGAGCGGUACAUCGACAAUCACGCAAAUAUUUAAAUAUCGUCUCCGCGCGGAUCUCGCAUUUAUCUCGCUUUUUUUAACGAACUAGUAAAUAUUUGAAUAUUUUUCAAAUCGCGAUGUUGCGCCAAGAUAAAUGCGAGGCCGCUUCUAAAAAAAUGCGAGACCCGCGCGAAGACAUAGCGACAUGUUUACGAAUUCGUCAAUGUACCGCCAGCGAGCUCGGCAGUUCUUCUCAGUGUACCUCCAAAUGUUUAAUAGAGCACAGUCAAAUUGAAUAAAAAGUAAUUGGUGCAGUUUUUCAGUGUUUUUUUAGGCCUUGCGAGAUUUAUGCCUCUUCAAAGUUUUUCGAGUUCUACUUGACAAUCCUUUACUGCGUUAUAAUUCGAGAAAUUUCGCAUAUACCCUAAACUUUUUGACGCGUCUUGUUUUUUUCGGUUUUUAUUGGGUCGCGUUGCCAUAUAGAUUCGAGUUCGUCCGAGAUUUUUUUCGCACGGUAAGUUCUUUCCGUACACUCAAAAGUCUUACGCUGGUAGAAUAUUCUUAACUCAUUUCUAAAGUAUGGAAUUGCGCAACUUAUUUGGAUUCCUAUGCUUAUUACGCGCAGUGUAUAAUAAUUUGAAGAAUCCAAAAAAAGUGAUUAAAAUAGCUGAAUUUUUUUGAAUUUGUUCGUCAAUUUUUCUCCACCAACAAUUAGAAAACUAAUAAUUGUGAAGCAAUGAAUAAAUGCUGCUCCACAUUUUUUUGCAGAAUGAUUUCAAAGAAAGUACUUGAGAAGAACCAUAUCUUCGAAAAAUUAAGAAAUAGAAGGAGUUAUAUUGAAAUCAAAGGGGAAUACUUAAAAGAAAUAUGAAAAAAAGAAAAUGAUGAGUAUAAAGGAAAUGACUGAGGAAAAGUAGGUAUGUGCGCGCCACCGCACAAGGUUACGGUGAGGCAAGCCACGCCCCUGGUCUAGAAAUAGCGGCGCCUCGAAGUUGUUUUCAUUUAGAUUCAGACACGCUAGAGGGCCUUUUCUCACAGACCGAGAUCCCAUCGAAAACGGUAAGGAAAUGCUCAUUCCGGUAAAUGUGAGCUCGAAUUCUAGACCCACGCAUAUCGUCUGCAAGUACAACGUCCUGACGCGAUGCGUGUUACCUCUCCACUGGUUCCAUAG
This is a messenger RNA of Caenorhabditis auriculariae, 7395 nucleotides long. Lineage: Eukaryota; Metazoa; Nematoda; Chromadorea; Rhabditida; Rhabditidae. The record is from the annotation of a GenBank genome assembly.